GGAACAGUGGUUUCUUUUGGCCUGCCUACUAUUUCACAUAUCAAAAUGGUGUUCCAGGAAGCAUAUUUGGAUUCUCCCUGGCACUGCACCAACAACUGAAUCCUGUCAAUAAUAAACUGUGGGAUGACCUUGCUGUGUGGGCAAUCAAGUUUUUCUUAAAAGAAGGGGAGGUCGGAGGGGCAGUGUACAUCUACAUCAACAAAAGGGGAAGACAGUGGGAGAAGAUUGAGCCUGUCCGUCUGGAUGGGAACAAAGACUCCAUGUAAAGUCACGCAGUUGAGAACAUUGGAGACGUCAAUCAGGACGGUUAUGAAGAUAUUGCUGUGGGGGCUCCCUAUGAUGGUGUAGGUCGAGUGUACCUUUACUAUGGUUCCUCAGGUGGAAUCCACAAAAAGACAGCACAGAUUAUAACAGCAGAAUCGUAUAAUAUAAGACAAUUUGGAUUUUCUCUGACUGGCAAAAUAGACAUGGAUGGCAAUCAUUACCCUGACUUGGCUAUUGGAUCACUCUCAGAUUCCAUAUUUGUCUACAGGGCAAGGCCAGUAGUCAAUAUCAGAGAGGACUUACGAAUCACCCCAAGUACAAUCAAUAUGGCGGCAGAGCACUGUGACAAACACAAAUGUACAUUCAAGGCACGGGCAUGCUUUACCUACACAGCACAGCCGCCAUCCUACAACCCCAGACUGACUGUCAACUAUGCCUUCGAGGCUGACGCUGAGACGAGGAAACAGAGGCGUUCCUCCAGGAUGGCGUUUCUGUUUCAGUCCCAGGGAGUCCUGGAGCUAGCAGGGCAGGGCAAAGAGAAGUGCACUGAGACCCAACUCAAGCUAUUGGUAGUGACUCUGCAUUUUUCCAUCUCGUCACAACUGUCGUCUUAA
Messenger RNA from Oncorhynchus gorbuscha (pink salmon), 878 nucleotides. RefSeq names its product integrin alpha-6-like. Gene Ontology annotation, molecular function: integrin binding. NCBI's taxonomy places the organism in Eukaryota, Metazoa, Chordata, Actinopteri, Salmoniformes, Salmonidae. Gene Ontology annotation, biological process: cell-cell adhesion; cell-matrix adhesion; cell adhesion mediated by integrin. Gene Ontology annotation, cellular component: external side of plasma membrane; integrin complex. The coding region runs from base 468 to 878 and encodes 136 amino acids. The transcript is spliced from 7 exons. The record is from RefSeq and is a predicted model, not a curated record.